Molecule: messenger RNA, 2017 nt
Organism: Hevea brasiliensis (rubber tree)
Lineage: Eukaryota; Viridiplantae; Streptophyta; Magnoliopsida; Malpighiales; Euphorbiaceae
Product: casein kinase 1-like protein 2
Exons: 14
Coding region: 353-1771 (472 amino acids)
Biological process (GO): signal transduction; endocytosis; peptidyl-serine phosphorylation
Cellular component (GO): cytoplasm; nucleus
Molecular function (GO): protein serine/threonine kinase activity; ATP binding
Source: RefSeq, a predicted model, not a curated record
AAAAAGUCCGCUCUCGACUGGAUCAAAGAUCACACCAACAAUGCCUCCUCUCUCUCCUUCCUUCCUUUCUCUCUCUUAUAUAAUAAAUCUCUAGAGAGAGAAAGUUCCGCCUUUAUUUCCAUCUAUAUCCCGUCUCUUCCUUCUACUUCUCUGCUCCCCGAUAUUCUCUCUCCUCCGUUGAUUUCCCUCUUCGCAUCAUCGCCGCCGACACCUGUAGGAUCAGUAUUUUUUUUUAAAUAAAAAAAAAAGCUGAGGGAAUAUAGGGGAGAGGGGUUUUUGUUUUCGUAAUUAAAGAAUUAGGGUUUUUGAUUGUUAUAGAGAGAAAGAGAAAAAGUUCAGGGUUUGCUUUAUUAUGGAGCCGCGCGUUGGUAACAAAUUUCGUAUCGGUCGCAAGAUCGGUAGUGGAUCAUUUGGAGAGAUCUAUCUCGGUACUAAUAUUCAAACAAACGAGGAAGUUGCCAUUAAGCUCGAAACUGUGAAGACAAAGCAUCCUCAGUUGCUGUAUGAGUCAAAGUUAUAUAAGAUUCUGCAAGGAGGAACUGGAAUUCCAAAUGUUAGAUGGUUUGGUGUUGAAGGGGAAUAUAAUAUCCUCGUGAUGGAUUUACUGGGACCUAGUCUUGAAGAUUUGUUCAACUUUUGUAGUAGGAAACUGUCUCUGAAGACUGUUCUGAUGCUUGCAGACCAGAUGAUUAAUCGGGUUGAAUUUGUUCAUUCCAAAUCAUUCCUCCAUCGAGAUAUCAAGCCAGACAACUUCUUAAUGGGUUUAGGGAGGCGUGCCAAUCAGGUCUAUAUCAUUGACUUUGGUCUGGCUAAGAAGUACAGAGACACUUCAACGCAUCAGCAUAUUCCUUACAGAGAAAAUAAGAAUUUGACUGGAACUGCAAGAUAUGCUAGCAUGAAUACUCAUCUUGGCAUUGAACAAAGUCGCAGGGAUGAUUUAGAAUCUCUUGGAUAUGUUCUGAUGUAUUUUUUAAGAGGAAGUCUUCCAUGGCAAGGACUAAAAGCGGGGACCAAGAAGCAAAAGUAUGAAAAGAUCAGUGAAAAGAAAGUAUCAACUUCUAUUGAGGCUUUAUGUCGGACUUAUCCCACAGAAUUUGCAUCCUACUUCCAUUACUGUCGGUCACUCCGUUUUGAUGACAAGCCAGAUUAUGCUUACCUGAAAAGGCUUUUCCGUGAUCUUUUUAUUCGUGAAGGUUUCCAGUUUGACUAUGUCUUUGAUUGGACAAUUUUGAAAUAUCAGCAAUCCCAGAUUGCUAAUCCUCCUACUCGUGCACUUGGCCCUGGUGCUGGACCAAGCUCUGGCGUGCCCCCUACUGGUGCUAAUGUUGACAGGCAACCAGGUGGGGAAGAUGGUCGACCCGGUUGGUCUUCAACAGAUCCCUCCCGAAGGAGACACUCUGGACCAAUUACAAGUUCUGUAAAUUUAUCUAAACAGAAAGGUCCUAUUGCAAAUGAUCUACCCUUAUCCAAAGACGCUACAUUAUCCAUCUCAAAUUUUCCACCGACUAGUGGAUCAUCAAGGAGACCUGCCAUUUCUAGCAGUCGUGAUGCAGCACUUGUUGGGAAUGAGUCUGAUCCAACUCGCUGUCGCAUAACAGAUAUGAGCCCUGCAGUCAAAAUUUCUGGUGGUCAAAGAGGUUCGCCUAUUGUAUCGUCAGAGCAGAAGCUUCCAUCAUCUGGUAGAAACUCCUCAAAUAUAAAGACAUUUGAAUCAACUCUUCGGGGCAUUGAGAGCCUGCACUUCAACAAUGAAGAGAGGAUACAGUAUUAGCGAAUGCAAACCUUAGUGCUUUCCCACUGUAAAUUUACAAUCAGAUACUUAUUGUUACAUACCUGAAAGUGGAAUCUGUUGUUAUGCGUCCACUAUGUCGUUGCUAGUUGUCUGUUAUCUAAUUUGAUACUCUUUUUGGUAUAUCAGCGAACAAUACAGUUGAAAUGGCACCUCGUGAAAUAUGUAUAGCAACACUUUGCGAGUAUUUGAAAUAGUUACAAAUUUAUAAAAGAACAUUAGAACUUA